GAGCAGAAGAAUGACACAGGAUAUAUAAAGGGAAGAACACUAGUGCAAGGCAACUGCAGCAUGCUUCUCGCCAGCGUACAAUACGUGAGCAUGUAAAAAAACACCCCCACUCUUUAAACGGAUACCUGCAUUAACGCUAAAACAAAGGGGGGUUAUAAAUGCAAUAUAUUAUAAACACGUUCUUCAUUCUGUACUCGACAUUAAAACUGAUUGAAAACAAAAAAGCUACUGGAGGAAUAAUAGUUAUACAACAUUAGGAAUUACACGUUUUCAAGUUAACACACCGCGGUGGCAUUUUUCGUAUAUUGGAACAUAGUAAAUAAACUUGAAACAAUGCAACGUUUUCCACGCUUUAACGAAGGGCUCCAGAUUGAGAUUCAGAUUUCAAAUUUAACAGGCUUGGAACACGACUGGACUGGGGUCUAUGCUGCUGUACGAUGGAUCCAGUUUAUCAUGGCUAUUUUAAGUAUCUUAGGUUCAGGCUCUAUCAUUACUUAUGCUGCAUUCCAGAAUUUAAUCAAGACUCCAGAGAUCCGGCCCCUCUUCUACCUGAGCUUCACUGACCUGCUGCUGGGGGUCAGCUGGCUGGUUGGAGCUGUGUUGUACAGAGAACCUCUGGGCAGUCAGAACGUCGCCUGCUAUAACCUGCAAUCCAUAGGACAAAUAUUCUAUGUAUCUUCCUUCUUCUACACUAUAAACUACACCUGGGUCCUGUACACGGAUUUAAAGGAAAAGUACAACAGGACAGUGAAUGGCUUCUCUCAAGUGGGUUCAAACCAUGCGUAUCGAAUCAGCAGGAUCAUGACAAUUUUAUCAGGUGUGAUCCCUGUUCUCCUAAUGGCUCCAGUGUUUUGGGGUGGGAAUGUUGCAAAGUGCUACCAGAACUUCAGUCAGCCCUACAAAUGUCUUCUGAUGCACACUGGGACCCUGGAGCCGGACACAGGCUACAAUGAAAGUGACACAAAGGUCUGCCAUGCCAUGCAUUACUAUGGCAUUGGUGUCUUCCUGCUGACUUUCUUCUGCACGUUCACAGGCAUCGUGGUUUUGCUGGUGAAAGCGCGCUCGCUGUACAAGCGCUUUGUGAACUCCAGCGGGUUUCUGGGAGACCAGCAGUGGGUGAACAUCAGUGUGAUUGAGCGCAGGGUCAUCCUCUACCCCACCGCCUUCUUCUGCUGCUGGGGGCCAGCUGUUGUUCUUGAGACAGUGAAGCUGUUUAACCCGACUGGCCAGGAGAAGUUCUAUGUGUCCCUCUACAUCCUUCAGGCGUUCACCUCGGCCUCACAGGGCAUCCUGAACUGCUUCGUGUACGGCUUCACGCAGCACAUGAUCCGCUUCAUGAAGAAUAAGACGUCCCGGGAUGUCGACACCCAGACCCCAUUACUGCGCUCCCAGAAGAAAUGCUAUGCCUCUCGGCACUCCAUCAGCACAGGCACCUCCCAGACAACAGGCUAGGUAUUGUGGCCCACGUUUACCCAAUGAGGGUCAGUAGUGAUCAGUGAUGAUGCACAGAUUCUGGAAUCUUCAGCAUCAUUCCAAUGACAUAAGUGCAAAAAGGUGGACAAAAUGUCCUGUUUAAGGGUGAUUCUGUACCCCUGAAAGGCUCCCCCUGCAUUUUGGGUUAGAUUAACUGAGCAUUUGCACCAGUUUAUUGUAAAAUACAAUGUUAACGUUGCUAAACCCAAGGUGUUAUUUUACAAGCUCUCACGUACACCGUAUUUGUUUUGCUUGUAUUGUUUUAUUACUGGGUUAUUUUUUGAACAGUGCUGUAAGGAUGCAUGUUUUUUUUGGUGUUACAAGAAUUGAGCAAACUUUAGAAUUAAGUAAAUGCUUAGUGGAUUUGGUACUUUGUGUUUGAUCCCCGAAGAACUGAACGGGAAAGCUAGCUAUUAAACAUGUCUCUGAAAAAAUGACAUUAAGACCACGCUACCAUCCACCAUCAAAUGUCUUGAAGGACAGCUUGCUUUGUAAGUUACAUAAAUGGGAUCACACAGGAAAACACAGCAGUAUCACUUCCUAAUACUUCCUGUCGCAGCCUUCUGCAUUAAACAGCACUUGAGCUUCGUCCCGUGGUGUCCCGAGUUGUUAUCACUGUCAGUUCAUGAGCGGUGAAUCAUUCUGCAUUGGGGCUGUGAUGUCUUUUCCCCCAAUACUCCACAGUACAGACGAUUCCGUUGAAGGAAUUGCAGUUUUCUAUGUACAUUACUUUGUAUGCAUUGACAUUAUUUUUUCUUGUCUUUUUUAAUGCAAAAUAAACCUCUUGCUGUUUUAAUAUUAUUGUUAAUAAUAUGUUGUUAUUAUUAAAUAUUAUAACUGGAAAAGGUAACUGAGUUUGGAUACAGCAUGCAGGUACACUACCUACUGUUUUUGCAAUAUGUAAGUCAAGUACUUACAACAAAAUCAUACGAUCAAAAAAAAAUAAUUAAAUAUACGUUAAUGUAUAGAGUUCCAUCCUCCCAAUCACAGAAGCGUGUGCUACAUGCAUGUACUAAAUAUUAGUAAGUACGGUCAGACUGUAUGUAGUUCUUAACCUGGAUUUUGCAGUGUGUCUCUGAUUUUUGAGUAUUUCUUGUAAAGCAGGAUUAAAAAGAUUUGA
Polyodon spathula (Mississippi paddlefish) is the source of this 2593-nucleotide messenger RNA. RefSeq names its product transmembrane protein 116-like. Gene Ontology annotation, cellular component: plasma membrane. Lineage: Eukaryota; Metazoa; Chordata; Actinopteri; Acipenseriformes; Polyodontidae. Gene Ontology annotation, molecular function: G protein-coupled receptor activity. Gene Ontology annotation, biological process: adenylate cyclase-activating G protein-coupled receptor signaling pathway. The coding region runs from base 334 to 1452 and encodes 372 amino acids. The record is from RefSeq and is a predicted model, not a curated record. The transcript is spliced from 11 exons.